AUGAGCCAAUCGAACCCCAAACAUCAGGUGGUGGAAUCGUCCGGCUCCGAUGAGCCGCGCCGCGUCCGCAAAACCGUCGAAGUGACCUCAACGCGCUACACCGAAAUCGUCGAACCCUCGGACGGCGCCCAGCCGCCCAACGGUCCGAUGGUGGUGAAGCGCGAGUCCCCGAGCCCCGACCUGUUUACCGCCAGUUUUGCCCGCGUCGACAACGGAAUUGGCGAGUUCCACGACACGGUGGGUCGCGACCAGCGCAAGUUCCGCGAACAGUGCCUGGAAAUGGUCCAGCCGUACGUGGCCCGGAUGGAGCAGGUACUGGGCGAGGUGCGCCGGACCGAUGCGAACGAGCAGUUUGCCAAGCUGGAGGAGGACCGCCUCACCGACAAGGACUCGAUCCGGGACGGGCUGAGCGAGGUGCUGGAAGGGUCCCGCGAGAGGCAGCAGCGGCGGGAGCGGGAGCUGGAGGAAGUUUUGAAACAUUUCUGA
This is a messenger RNA of Culex quinquefasciatus (southern house mosquito), 486 nucleotides long. RefSeq lists its product as uncharacterized. The record is from RefSeq and is a predicted model, not a curated record. The transcript has a single exon. Bases 1 to 486 code for a protein of 161 amino acids. NCBI's taxonomy places the organism in Eukaryota, Metazoa, Arthropoda, Insecta, Diptera, Culicidae.